Messenger RNA from Nicotiana tabacum (common tobacco), 1180 nucleotides. NCBI's taxonomy places the organism in Eukaryota, Viridiplantae, Streptophyta, Magnoliopsida, Solanales, Solanaceae. The record is from RefSeq and is a predicted model, not a curated record.
AUCACCUUCUUCUCAGACAAAAGCACAAAAAAAAGCAGCAAACCAAAAACUCAAAACUCUUCUCUCUUUCACUGCAAACUUCUAAACGAUAGUACUUUUACUUUCAUCAAAGAAAACAUGUCAAAGGACGUAAUUGAAGAAGGACAAACUCAUCAACAUGGAAAAGACUAUGUUGACCCUCCACCAGCUCCUCUUCUUGACAUGGCUGAACUUACCAAAUGGUCCUUUUAUAGAGCUGUUAUUGCUGAGUUUAUUGCUACUCUUCUCUUCCUUUACGUCACUGUUGCCACUGUCAUUGGCCACAAGAAGUUGAACGCUGCAGACCAUUGUGAUGGUGUAGGUAUUCUUGGUAUUGCAUGGGCUUUUGGUGGCAUGAUUUUCGUUCUUGUUUACUGCACUGCUGGUAUUUCUGGUGGUCAUAUUAACCCAGCGGUGACAUUAGGGUUGUUCUUGGCAAGGAAAGUGUCACUAAUAAGAGCUGUUGCAUACAUAAUUGCACAAUCACUUGGUGCUAUUUGUGGUGUUGGUUUCGUCAAGGCUUUUAUGAAGCAUUACUACAACUUAGAAGGUGGAGGUGCUAACUUUGUACAACCUGGUUACAACAAGGGUACAGCUUUAGGUGCUGAGAUUAUUGGAACUUUUGUUCUUGUUUACACUGUUUUCUCUGCUACUGACCCUAAGAGAAGCGCACGUGACUCUCACGUCCCUGUUUUGGCUCCUCUGCCAAUUGGAUUUGCUGUAUUCAUGGUUCAUUUGGCAACUAUUCCAAUUACUGGAACUGGUAUUAACCCUGCUAGGAGCUUUGGAGCUGCUGUCAUUUACAACAAGGAAAAAAUCUGGGAUGACCAAUGGAUUUUCUGGGUUGGACCAUUUGUGGGAGCUUUGAUAGCAGCAAUUUACCAUCAGUUUGUAUUGAGAGCUGGAGCUGUUAAAGCUUUGGGAUCUUUCCGCAGCAACCCAACCAACUAAGCAAAAGUUAUUCCACCACCCUCACAAACCAGAGAAGAAGAAAAUUGAGUUCACGAGUUCAAAUUUUUCAAGUCUAAUUGUUUGAUUUUGUGUAUGAGGAAUGUAUGAACCAUUCUCUUUUUGUUCGUUUGGUACAGUUUAAUCUUUAAUGUUAGCAUUGGAUGUGUAUUUAUUUGGUAUGAGCAGUGUUGGUGGUGUUUUCCUCUUUUCA